CUUCGGCUGCCUGCAAGAAGCACAAGAACCACCCCAAACAGCUGUUACGGCGAUAACACGAAGGACAUGCGCAUUACGCCACUGCAUUGGCAUUUUGUCAAAUAUAACAGUAAAUGUAGUCAGAGAAGCAGUUGCAAAGAAAAUUGCAAUCCAUAAUAAAUUGUAAAAUUCCGCACAAAUUAAGUAAAUUGAUUCGUCAACACGUCAAGGCCAAAGGAAAAUGCCCAUCAUGGAGGAUAGCGGCAUAGACAGUGAGGAUAAGCAAUCGAAUAUAUUCGAAGAACCAGCUGUGGCUGAGCUGGCAAGCAUUGCAACACCAACAAACACAAUGAACGAUGAAGUAUUUGAUGCGUCAGCAAAUAGCCAUAUGGCGGAUCUGGAGGUAGUCUUCCGUGGCAGCAGUGGUCCAGUAAUUGAUGGUGCGGUGACGGAAAAUGGAGAAAAGCUAAUAAACAAUAAAUUACACAGAGCAGCGUCGCUAGAGGCAGGUGAAAGUGAGGAUGAGAGCAGAGCGAUUAGCAAACAACCAGCACCGAACACCUGUCGCAUACUGCAGCGUAAACUGGAGCUGAAAGUUGAGCGUGCCAAGCGCAACUUCAGUCAAUACCAGCAGCAGGAGCAAGUACGGAAAUCUCAAUCAGCGAAUCUCAUACCAAUUAGUCGACUAUCCAUACCGGGCGAUGCGGAGCAGAAACCACUUGUAGAUUAUAAAUCCGAUAGCAGCGAUGGCCCGGAGGAGAUAACAUUCUUUCCGGCUAAAGUGAAAAAUGCUCAACGCAAAGCAGAGCUCAGCGACACGUUCAGCAUACAGGAAAUGACCAUUGAAUCAGAUCUGGACUCGGAUGACAGUGGCUCACAGAAUCUGGAAUUGUUGCCGCCUUUGAGGAAGGCAAAUUUUAUGGAAAGCUUGAAAAUAUGCUUCGGUUGUGGCAAUAGAAGGAGCUAGAAACAGCUUCAGGUGCUUUCAGGGAAUCAAAAAAUUAAUAAAAGACAAAAUUUACUCGGAACGAUGCAAUAAAUAAAAUCAGUUGUAGCCAAAUUGUAUACAUGAACUAUGCAAAAUAUACAUACAUACGUACAUACACGUACAUUGA
Molecule: messenger RNA, 1094 nt
Organism: Ceratitis capitata (Mediterranean fruit fly)
Lineage: Eukaryota; Metazoa; Arthropoda; Insecta; Diptera; Tephritidae
Exons: 4
Coding region: 221-946 (241 amino acids)
Source: RefSeq, a predicted model, not a curated record